Siniperca chuatsi (mandarin fish) is the source of this 13047-nucleotide messenger RNA. It is a transcript of the gene pkhd1l1.1, whose product is annotated as PKHD1 like 1, tandem duplicate 1. The record is from RefSeq and is a predicted model, not a curated record. Lineage: Eukaryota; Metazoa; Chordata; Actinopteri; Centrarchiformes; Sinipercidae.
AAACGGCGUUUUCAACAGACUGCAGGAGGCAGCAGGGAAAUCUGGGAAAACUCCAGGAUGGGGUCCCCGCUGGCGCACGCGGCUCUCCUCGCGCUUUGGUGCUGCUGCUGCAGUGCUCAGCGCAUUGACAACAUAUCUCCACGUUACGGAAGCACCAAUGGAGCAACUCGACUCACCAUAUCAGGAGACGGUUUUGCCCAGGAGCGACAGUUCCAGCUGAAUCCAAAAGACGACACAUUUGGCAACCGUGUGACCCUGGUGUCGAACACCCUGUCAGUCCCCUGUGAUGUGGAGAGAGACUCAACACACGGCAACAAGAUCCUGUGUUACACCAGAGCCAUGCCGAAUGAUCAGUAUGUGGUCCGUGUCAGCGUGGACGGUGUUCCCAUUCCUGACAGCAAUAUAUGCAGAGGCGUGUACAAAUCACAGCAAUGCAGCAUCUUUACUGUCUGGUUUCGAACGCCUACUAUCUCCUCUCUGAGUCCAGUCAGUGGUCCCCCAGGCACCUUGGUGACACUGCGAGGACGGAUCUUCUCUGAUGUGUAUGGAAGCAACACUGACAAGAGCUCCAAUGGCCUCAACGUGAGAUUCCUGAGAUCCUACAUGGGAGGGAUGCCAUGCGAGCUGCUUAAACCGCAGUCAGAUGAACUAUAUAACCUUCGACUGGAUUCUGAAUCUUCUUAUUGGGGAUACAUGAGCUGCAAAAUGACGGGGACGUAUGUUGGGCAUCACAACUUGAGUUACAUUCUUGAUGAUGAAUUUGGAAGGAGUUUACCAGACAAGAACCUGUACAGGGUUUCAGCUUUGGGCAAGCUCUCCAUGUUUCAGACCUUUGCAGAGGUAACAGGAGUCUCGCCAUCCAAGGGAAGUGUCAUGGGUGGAACCCUGUUGACCGUCCACGGCCGCUUCUUCGACCAAACCGAUCUCCCAGCACGUGUUCUCGUUGGAGGCCUACCUUGUGAAAUCCAGAGUGUGUCAGAUGACAGAAUUAUGUGCAGGACCGCCAAGCAUGACUUGAACAACAACAUGACAGCAUACUCAGGUGGAAGAGGCUUGAAGAUGGAGGUGUGGAACAACACAAGACCCCGUUCCCUGACUGACAUUCGCAGCUACAAUGACAGCACAACUGGAUACUGGACACAGUGGGUCGACUCCAUGCCCCACGUCUUUGCUGAUGUAUUGAAUUAUUUCAGCUCACGAUCCAGAGGCUUCUUUGUCCCUCCAGCCAGCGCCAACUACACGAUUUACCUCAGUUGUGAUGACCGAUGUGAGCUCUACCUCAGCAACUCCAGCCGCCCAGAAGAUAAGGUUAAAGUUGCGUACCAGUCAUAUUAUGUCCCAUAUUACACAAAUCUGGAAUCCCAAAAGUCUGAAGUACUGGCUCUAGAGAAAGGAAAACCCUACUACUUGGAAAUUCUGCAUCAAGAAUAUAACGGUGUGGCUAGUGUCAACCUUGCCUUGUUCCAAGAGGAGAGUUCCUUCACAGAAGACCAGACAGACGAUGCUGUCAAUGAGGUUCAAUAUAUCGUGGCUGAAUAUGACGUGUUCGAUGAGGAACAGGUGGUAACCUUUGAAUCCUGGCCCAGCAAUAUCACCAGAGUCAAAGAGGUCCAGAAGGUUACCGUCAGCAGCAGCUGCCCCAGCCAUCUUUGUGGGAGCACUUUCUUCAGCCUGGGCUAUGGAGACGCAAAGACUGGACCAAUCCCUGUCAGCGCCUCAGCAGUUAUGGUGGAAGCAGCCUUGAACAGCCUUUGGUCCAUCAAACCCGACACAGUCCAGGUCACCCAACAGAGCGACAGUCAAGGAUCUCACUACACAAUCACAUUCAAUUCUGACAGAGGGGAUUUCAAACCUCUUCACUAUGAGGUUUUUGGCUCUGACACCAACGUCACUGUUGCUGAGGUUACAAAGGGGAGAAGCAACAUGCAGACCUUCACCCUUCUUUGGGGAGGAGUCCCGACAAAGCCCAUCCCCUUUAAUGCAACUGGGUCUGAGGUGCAAUUGGCUCUGGAGAACAUGAUGAAAGCCGAGUGUCCUGUUGAGAUCCUGACCACCGAAGGGACUGAUGUGAAAUACUUCAAUGACUUUGAAAAGGACAACUCUCAGUUCAAUAGUGCUGAGAAAGGGACUCCAGUGAAAAACUCUGCUUUCUGUGGCCUGUGGUCACUGAAGAAUGCUGAGGUUCUUUUCAAGGACAGUUACACCAAAGAGUCUGGUGGCACCUAUGGACCAGUUUCAUUGGACAAGCAUCCCAUGCUUUGCUUUGCACACAAGGGAAUGUUGAAGGAUGAAGUUGGAAUGAAGUUCACUUACUACAACAGCCAAGGCCAAACCAAGACAGAAACCGCAAAGAUCAACACUCUCUUCACUAAGGGCCAAAAAUGGAGUUACAAAUGCAUGGAUCUGCAGAGUUCCCUGCAGACAGAAUACAUUGGAAGCAAAUACAGUCUGCUGGAGUUUUACCUCUACAAAGACGCCUCUGGUGCAGAUUUCUAUGUGGAUACCAUUCACAUCGGAAAGAGACCCACCACAAGUGAUGAAAAUGCCGUUCCGCACAAGAGGAGGCCUCCACCUUUUGAGAGCUCUGGUUAUUCCUUCGAGGUGAUCGCUGUCAACAAAGUUACAUCAACUGCUUCACAGAUCAGCUACAAGAUCAAAGCCACACCAGUAGAAUGUGCCUUUGGAUUCCCACUGUUAGGAGUUGGCUUCCUGCAGAUGUCCAACAGCAGCGAGGACAUGGCUGAGUUCAGGGUGGAAGCAGUCACCGUCACCAUCACUCGCCCUCACAGAGCCACCCCUCCUCUGAACGGCACUUUUGAUGUGGAGAUUUAUGGAGGCCGAGCUGAAGGUCUGUCGGUGGACAUCAGCGAGGAGGACCUGAAGUACGCUCUGGAGGGAAUCUCAGGGAUGGGUCAGGUCAACGUUGAAUGGCAUGGAAGCUGCAGACGCCCCACGUGGAGGGUCAAGUGGCUCACUAAACCUGGAGACCAGCCUCUGAUCCAGGUUGACAGCUCCUCGGUUGUUGGCAAAAACGUAGUUGUUUCAGCCCGUGAGAAUACAAAGGGAGGACUGUUGAUCCGAAGCCUGACAGGAGAUUUCUUGCGUGUCUGGGAAACCAAACCACAGGUGGAGGUUUACAUCAAUGGCAUCCCCUCAAAGUGUUCUGGGGACUGUGGGUUUGAGUGGUCUGAGGACACGACUCCAAUUGUGACUGGAAUCAGCCCAUCUCAAGGAUCUAAUGGCCUGGGGACUCUUUUGACCGUAACUGGGACUGGCUUCAGUAGUGAAAAUGCCUCCAUCAUUGUGGGAGAGGCCAGGUGCCAUGUUGAACAGAUCACGGCUACCACUCAGGUGUGCAGCCUGGGCAGCUCCAGUGCUGGUACCUACCCCGUGUUAGUUAGCUUCCCCUCUCUGGGUAAUUCACGCUACACAGGCGGCGACAUGCUCCACUUCACCUACCAGCUCAUUGUUUCCUCUUUCUCCCCGCUCUCUGGAAGUGUGGCAGGAGGCACACUGCUGACAGUGAGAGGCUUCGGCUUCAGCGAGAACACCACAGUUACUGUCGGCAGUGAGGAGUGCACAGUGGUUUACGCCAGUGACACUGAGCUGAAAUGCAGAACGCCAGCAGGAACUGCAGGAUCACAGACCGUCACAGUGAUGGUGGGAAACAUGAGUCAGACAGCCGACAGCUCCUUCACCUACGAUAAUAACCUUACACCCCAGAUCUCAGGCCUUAGUCCCAGCACCAUCACUGUGAUUGGACAUCAAGUUCUCACCAUCCAGGGUUCGAACCUGGGAGGCCAAGACAAUGACAGCAUUGUGUUCGUAGGCGGGAAGGAGUGUGUCACUGUGCAGUGGACGGCGACAAGUAUCACCUGUCUGCUCCCUGUGCUGCCGCCUGACACAUACAAGGUGGAUGUACAGGUUGGAAACAGUGGCAACCCUGAGACAAGCAACGGUGUGAACGCCACCAUUGAAUACAUCCUGGAAAUCUACAGCAUCUCCCCAUUGUUUGGCUCCUUAAUGGGAGGAACCAGGCUGACUGUUUCUGGAUCUGGUUUCAGCAACAACACCUCUGACAACAAAGUCUCUGUUGGAGGAGCUGAGUGUGAAGUGAAGGCCGCCUCAGAGAAUGAGCUGCAGUGUGUUAUACUGUCAGAGGAGAAGACCCACAUCGUCACCAACCAGGGAUCCCACCACAUUAAUGGACAAGGGUAUGCAUGGAGUCCUGCCUCACUGACAGUAUUUGUUGGAGACACAGUAAUGUGGCGUUGGGAGGCUCCAGCCUUCCAGAGAGUCGGGUACCGGGUCUUCAGCGUUUCCAGCCCAAGUGGCACCAUCUACGAAGAGGGACCAUUCAACAGUGGAGAGACCAAGACAACGAAAGGCUUUUUUGGUUACCGUUUCACUGCACCCGGUGUGUAUUACUACAGCAGUGGCUACAUAGAUGACGCCAACAUCAGGCUACUGCAGGGAGUCGUGAAAGUCGAGCCGCGGGAGGAGAAGAGCAGCAAGGUCUCUGUCAGUGUGGGAGGCAUGGAGGCCAGACAAGUGACAGGAGGUUCACGUCGCGUCUCCAGAGCAGCCCCACAGUGCGUCGCCUCCCCACAGUGCCAGCAGACCAAUGAGACUUCAGAUGGCCUUUCCUUCAUCACCUCCGCCUGCUCCACUCCCACAGUCCACUCCAUCUCUCCCAACCAGGGAUCAUACCAAGAGCUCAUCCACAUUCAGGGCGAAGGCUUCAGCGACACUGCCUGCGCUAAUGAGGUGACAGUGGGAGAUCAGCCCUGUCAGGUGAUCAACAGCUCUAACUCUGAGAUCAACUGCCGUCUCAGCUACAACAGCGAACUUCCCAUCGGCGUCGCUCUCCCCAUGGCCCUCAGAGUCAACAACCUUGGCAGCGCCAUAAUCGCUGUACCAAAAGAGCUCGGCCGCCGUUUUGUGGUUCUACCUGUGGUCAAUUCAGUCUCGCCUCCUAUUGGCAGCUCCACCGGCCACACACGGCUCUUCCUCCACGGCUCUGGCUUCUCUGAAGGACAAGUUACUGUAGCCAGUGAGCCGUGCACUGUUGUGUCAGUAAAUUACACUUGUAUCAUCUGUGACACCUCUCCUUCUCAGCCACACACCGGAGAUGUCAUUUAUCGCACUGGCAGGAUCCAAAGCUCCUGUCAUUCAAACUGCUCCUUCAUGUACUCUUCCUCUGUCACUCCUGAGGUCACUGGUAUUUCCCCCAACAGCAUCAGCGAUCUAACCACUGUCACCAUCUCUGGUUCAGGGUUUGGCAGCCAUGUGGAUGAUGUGGCAGUGUUUGCCAGCACCACAGAGCUGGAGGUCACUGCCGUGACUGAUGGCAACAUUUCGGUGAGAGUUAACGCUCUGCCUGCAGGCGACCACCCAGUCAAAGUGAUUGUGCGAAGUAAAGGCCUUGCAUCCGGUCCUGUCACCCUGAGCAGCCGUGCCCAAGCCGUCCUGAACCCCGAUGUGGGCAGCCUGGCAGGAGGAACCUCUCUUGUCUUCACUGGAAAUGGCUUCGCUCCAGGUAACACCAGCGUGAUGGUCGGUGGCCAACCCUGCAAGAUUCAGGAGGUGAUGCCGGGUCAGCUUCGCUGCCUGACGUCUCCUCACGGCGUGGGGCUGGUGACCGUCAACGUCCAGGUCUUUUCAGUGCAGUAUCCUCCUCUCAACUUCACCUACUCUGCAGCCCACACUCCUGUCAUCAGCUCCAUCAGCCCCACCACUGGGCCGAGCGGUGCAGUCAUCACACUGACAGGUUCAGGAUUUGGCACCGACUCUCAGCUCAUCUCCGUCACCAUAAACCACGUCCCUUGCAAUGUGUCCACAGUCUCCAAUACACAAGUUCAGUGCACUGCAGGAGACAACCCAGGGGGGGCGUACCCAGUCAUGCUGCAUCACCAGGUCAAAGGUCACGCCCAGUCAGAUGUCAUGUUCAGAUAUGAGCUGACUCUGAGCAGCGUGCAGCCCAACGAGGGCAGUUUUGGUGGCGGUGCUCUGCUGUCGGUGCAGGGUUCUGGGUUUGACCCACUCAACUCCACUGUGAUGAUCUGCGGGAAGGAGUGUGAAGUUUACAGAGAAAUGUCGACAUCGACCCGUCUGUACUGCCAGUCUCCAUUUAACAACGGCACUCAGUCAGAGGUGAGCUGCGUGGUUGCUGUCUUUAACCAGCUGGAUGCCAUCAACAUAUCAAAUGGCUUCACCUACAAAUCUCAGUUGACUCCAGUGAUCACCGAGGUUUAUCCACGCAGGGGAGGAACUGCUGGAGGCACCCGGCUCACAAUCACCGGCUCCGGUUUCAGCACUGACAUGAAUGAAGUCAACGUGACGAUCGCAGGGUCUGUGUGUGACCUUCAAUCCACCAACAACACACACAUCAUCUGUGUGACAAACGCUCAGCAACAGUCUCAGGAAACCAAAGUCAGAGUCCGCAUAGGAGACAGAGGCAUCGCCAAGAUGGACAAUGCAGAUUUCUUCUACAUUGACGUGUGGUCGUCCAGGUUCACGUGGGGUGGUCUGUCUCCACCCGAGAGUGGCUCGUUCGCUGUCAUCACCAAAGGCCAGACCAUCCUGCUGGACACCAGCACCCCUGUGCUGAAAAUGCUCCUUAUUCAAGGAGGGACGUUGGUAUUUGAUGAAGCGGACAUCGAGCUGCAGGCAGAAAACAUCCUAAUCACAGACGGCGGACGGCUCCAGAUCGGCCAGGAGGGUGCGCCAUUCCAGCACAAAGCCAUCAUCACACUUCAUGGAAACCUGCGCUCACCUGAACUUCCUGUUUAUGGAACCAAGACGCUGGCUGUCAGAGAGGGAGUGCUGGACCUGCAUGGUAUUCCAGUUCCUGUCCCCUGGACCCACUUGGCCCAGACGGCGACGAAUGGCUCCAUCACACUGACCCUGAUGAAAGCAGUGACAUGGAAAGCUGGAGACGAAAUUGUCAUCGCCUCCACCGGCAACAGGCACAGUCAAAGAGAGAACGAAGUGAGGAAGAUCGCCGCCGUGUCGGCUGAUGGAAAGACUCUAACCCUGACCGAACCGCUCAAGUACACUCACCUUGGGGUUACCGUCACGCUGCCUGAUGGUACAAUGUUUGAGGGCCGAGCUGAGGUGGGUCUCCUCACCAGGAACAUCGUGGUACGAGGCUCCCAACACCAAGAAUGGAACGACCAGAUCGAAGCCUGUCCCGAUGGCUUUAACACAGGUGAAUUCGCCACCCAAACCUGUUUCCAAGGAAGGUUUGGAGAGGAGGUCGGCAGCGAUCAGUUUGGAGGCUGCAUUAUGUUCCACGCACCCAGACCAAAUAAGAAUCUUGCGAUCGGCAGACUGGAAUAUGUUGAGGUCUUCCAUGCAGGACAGGCCUUUAGGCUGGGACGUUAUCCCAUCCACUGGCAUCUGAUGGGAGACGUCAACUACAUGUCAUACGUUAGGGGUUGUGCUAUCCAUCAGACCUUCAACAGGGCCGUAACCAUCCACAACACCCACCGGCUGCUGGUGGAGCACAACGUCAUCUACGACAUCAUGGGAGGGGCCUUCUUCAUCGAGGACGGCAUUGAGACACAGAACAUCCUGCAGUACAACCUGGCUGUGUUUGUCAAACAAAGCACCAGCCUGCUGAACGACGACGUCACUCCCGCCGCCUACUGGGUCACCAAUCCCAACAACAUCGUCCGCCACAACGCUGCCGCUGGGGGCACCCACUUCGGCUUCUGGUACCGCAUGCACGAGCACCCCGAUGGCUCAUCCUACGACCCUAACAUCUGCCAGAACAGGGUUCCCCUCGGUGAGUUUUACAACAACACCGUGCACUCUCAGGGCUGGUUCGGCCUUUGGAUCUUCUCAGACUUUUUCCCCAUGAAGAGCGGAGGCUGCCGCUCCGUAACCCCUAAGCCUGCUGUCUUCCACUCACUCACCACCUGGAACUGUGAGAAAGGUGCUGAGUGGGUCAACGUGGGCGCCGUGCAGUUCAACAGCUUCAUCAUGCUCAACAAUGAGAAAGCCGGCAUUGAAGCCAAGCGCAUCUUGCAGUGGGCUGUGAGCAGCUUUGGAGAGUACGGAGGGGCGACGAUGUCCAACAGCACCAUCGUGGGCCACGUGGACGAGCUCGGACUGGGAGAUAACUACUGCACGCGCCGAGGUGUCAUUGCACCAUUGGACGAUGGCCUAAGUGUCCUUAACACUAAGUUCAUCAACUUUGAUCGUAGCUCUUGCACAGCCAUCGGGGUAACAUCAAUUGCUGGGAAAUGUGUGGACCGGUGUGGUGGCUGGGCUGUCAGGUUUAGUGGUGUUCAAUACAUCAACUCACCCAACAAGGCCGGCUUCAGGUGGGAGCAUGAAGUGCAGCUGGUGGACACUGAUGGUUCCCUCACAGGAAACAUCAAUCACAAAGUCGUCCCUAUGAGCCCCUUGCUGGACCCUGCUCACUGUUCCCAGAGUGCCGAGUGGAGUGUGGGUUUCCCCGGCGCUGUGUGCGACCACACCGUCAACUUCCAUCGUUUGGCAUUUAACCAGCCAUCACCGACCUCUCUGAAUGCCAAGGAUGUCAUCUUAACCAACUCAUAUGGCACCAGUGUGGUUCCCUAUUUGGAGAAGAGAAUGACUCACCCGUUUGGCUGGAUGGCCAUGCUGCCCUCUGGACAAACGUACAACUGGUACUUUAACAAUAUGGACCACAUCACCAACAUCUCUUAUGUUGCAAAAUUCUACGGCUUCAAGCCUGAUCAAUAUGUGAUCAUCAACCACAACCUCACCCAGAGUCCAGACAGAUUCCGUAUCAUCGAUGAGAGGAACGGCUCAUCGACGCCGCUGAGCUUCAGCAAUAACAAGAACGGAGACUGGUACUUCAACAACAGCUCCAAUAACCUCUACUACAUCGUGUCUGGGAAGACCAGCCAGCGCAGGCGUCGUAACAGCGUCGACCGCUCCUUGGUUGACCCAGCAGUAAACUUGGUGGUCUACCGCUGCUUCCACCCCAACUGCAUCCCACCUACACCACCACCUCCAGCCACGCUCGCCCCCUUACCCACCCGCCGGCCUGACAACUUCAUUCGGUGGUCUAAUGCCUCUUUCUGGAAAAGUUCAGCUGAAAAUAACUUCACUGUACCAACAGAGGGCGCUGAUGUGGUCAUCCCUUCAGGGAAGUGGGUCGUUUUGGACAGCAACACUCCUCCCCUCAACAAGCUGACGGUCAUUGGAGUUCUUGAGAUCCCCAACACCAUGAACAGCUCGUCCACCAGACAGGCUCGGGCUGCACCUGAAUACAGCACUGUGGUGGUAGACGCUGUCUACAUCUCCAUCCAGGGCGGCAGGCUGAUUGCAGGAUGGAAUGACGAGCCGUUCAGAGGUCAGCUGCACAUCAAACUGAGAGGGAACCACCGCACUCCUGACUGGCCUCUGCCUAACGGACCCAAUCAGGGAUCCAAAGUCCUGGGUGUGUUUGGUACACUAGAGCUCUAUGGACAACCUCACAACGUUUACCACACCAAACUCGCUGCCACUGCUGACGCUGGAUCCAAUACUCUGACCCUGACGCAGUCUGUCGACUGGCAGGUUGGAGACGAGGUCGGCAUCUCCACCACCAGCUACAACACGUGGGAGACAGAAAAACGUCAGAUAACCGCCGUGUCAGCAGACGGCCGCGUCCUGACCUUGAACCAGUCUUUGACCCACACUCACAUCGGUGAGACUUACUCUGUCUCAGAUACAUCGUUCUCCUACACUCUGGCGGCUGAUGUUGCUCUCCUGACCAGAAACAUUAAGAUCAUCGGUCAGGAGUAUCCAGAGAUGAUGCAGGAGUCGUUUGGAGCCAGACUAUUGGUGGGCACUUACUCCUGGGCCGGAAUCAACUAUAAAGGCAAAGCUCAGAUCAGGAACGUGGAGUUCUUCCACUCUGGUCAGGAAGGCUGGACCGACUACACCGACCCUCGUUACUCUGUGGCCUUCCUCAACCUGGGAGAGGUUUCAGGAGAAGACUCGUACAUUCAGGGUUGUGCUUUCCACGAAGGUUUCUCUCCAGCCAUCGGAGUCUUUGAGACAGAGGGACUGAACGUUGACGAUAACAUCGUCCACCACACUGUGGGAGAAGGAAUCAGAAUUUGGGGCAACAAGAUAACAGUGAGGAGGAACCUGGUGAUGAUGACACUGUGGCCUGGAUCUUAUCAGGACAGAGAGGAGCCCUUCAACUUCGCCUGGAACGCUGCCAUCGAGGUCAAUGAGGGGACAAAUGUUGUGCUGCAACAUAACAUUGUGGCAGGUUAUGAGAGAGUCGCGUAUCGCAUCGAUGGUGAACCGUGUCCAGGUUAUAUGAACGAGAAUGAGAAGUGGAUUCACAACGAGGCUCACGGCGGUCUGUUCGGAGUCUAUCUGAACCAAGACGGUUUGCCCGGCUGCAGCCUCAUCCAGGGCUUCUUCAUCUGGAGGAGCUUUGACUACGGCAUCUACUUCCAGACCAUCACGGAUGUUGUUGUUUCCAACGUGACCCUGGUGGACAACGGGAUGGGCAUCAUGCCGCUCAUCUUCGCUCCUCCUUCUCUCUCCCACGCAUACGCCGAUAAAACCGCACACAUUCAGAACGCCUUGAUUGUUGGCAGCAGCCCGAACUUCAGCUGUUCAGACACUUUGCUCUCCAGUGACUUUAAUAUUAAAAUCACAGAUGGCCAUCGAGCCCCAAGACCUCUCAACGGUGGCAGAUCUGGAAUCUGUUGGCCGACUUUUGGAUCUAACCACAACAACGCUCCAGCAAUGGUCCAUCAUCUGAACAACAACUACAAUGCCAUCAAAGGACUGAUGACAGUCACGGACACGACAUUCGUCGGUUUCCGAAACGUCUGCUCCAGCGAGACAAACUUCAUGUUCAUCACCAACCCGCUCAACGAGGACCUGCAGCACCCUGUGCAGGUUUCAGGCAUAAAUAUAAUUGACAGCACAGAGGAGGCCAAAGUCUUCAUCCAUAGGCCUGAUCUAGGUAAAGUGAACCCGUCUGACUGUGUGGACAUGGACUGCGAUGCGAAGAAGAAGAGCUUGUUGAAGGACGUGGACGGUUCGUUCCUGGGUGCAGUGGGAGCUGUGGUGCCCCAGUCUGAGUACGAGUGGGGAGGUGAUCCCAGGAGGGGGCUGGGCGACUACCGCAUCCCGAAAGUCAUGCUCACUUUCCUCAACGGCAGCCGAAUCCCUGUGAACCAGAUCGCUCCACACAAAGGUGUGAUCAGGAAAGACUGCAUGUACAUGAGUUCCUGGCAGAGCUACAAGUGUUUCGGGCUGAACUACAGGAUGCUGGCGAUUGAGAGUCUUGACUCUGACACAGAGACCAGACGUCUGUCCCCGGUCGCUGUGCUCGGAGACGGCUUUUUGGAUCUGAUAAACGGUCCUCAGGAUCACGGUUGGUGUUCGGGCUACACCUGCCAGAAGAGAGUGUCUCUCUUCCACAGCAUUGUGGCCAUUGGACGCUCCUUCGAUGUCUUCUUCAGCAGCGUCAGCCCUCAGAAACUUCGCCUCAUGAUGCUCAACGCUGAUCCAUCUGAGAGCAUCAUGGUGUCAGUCUUCUACUCCAAGCCGCAGCGGUUGGAUGUGUACAUUAGCAACAAGUUGGUUGCUCCGACUAACGCUGACUGGAACGCUGACAACACUGACUACACCCUGAAGAAGCCCAUCUAUGCAGGUCAAUACGUCCCCCAACUGAAUGCCACUGUGGGCUCCAACUACUUCGACCAGGACUACAAGAUGCUGAAGGUCGUGCUGAGAGGCUCCACACCAGUGGAGAUCCGAACCGCCCCAGUUCUCUUCAUCUCCUUCAAUCUGCCCGCCAUGACUGAGGACGAGUUCUUCGGAGAAAACCUGAUCCAGAACCUCGCUACGUUCCUCAAAGUUCCCCCAAAUAUGAUCCGAAUCACCAAGAUCAUCCGGGAGGAUGGAGGUGCACGGCGUAGGAAGAGAUCCACAGGCCUGAAGGUGGAGGUGGAGAUUAAGAAACCUCCAGUCCAGCAAACCACCAACAGUACCAACGAUGAGGACUUUACAUUGUUGAAGAGCAUUGCUGAUGAUCUGGGUCAGGCAGCAGUUUCCGGAAACCUCAGUCAGUCCAUCGGCUUCAACGUGUCUUCGAUGGGCAUCAUCCCACCUCCUCCUCCAUCAUCUGACCCCAGCUGGAAUAAGGAGGCCACAGCAGAAGUGACAAGGGAGGAGCCUACAAUUAGCUAUGUGUCCAGCGUGUCCAACCUGCUGCUGAUGGUUGAGCCGAUAGCCGGGGAGUUUAUGGGUCCUCUGCACCAGCAGCCCAGUCUCAUGGCUGUGGAUGAGCAGGGUAACUGUGUAUCUGUGGGAGUGACGACUCUCACUGUAACAGCCAGCCUGAAGGACUCCAGUGGGAACAGCAUAGACGGACUGGAAGGAAACACAACCAUCCUGUUCAGCACCUGCUGGGCAAACUUCACCGACCUGUCCAUUCUCAACAGCGGUGAGAACCUGACCAUGGUCUUCACUCUGAAGGAGUGGGGUGCCGAGUCACGAGCCUUCACCGUCAGAAACACUGCAACCACCCAGACCCCGUCGACCAACAGCAACGGCACUGAUCCAGCGUCCACCUCAACUACAAGCAAACCACAGUCCACCACCGACAACAGCAUCUUCGGCUCCGGCACCGCUGUGUCUGCCGGCAGUCUGUGUCUGGUCAGCGUUAUCUACGCUGUGGCCUGCGGCUCACACGGCAUCCCCAUAUGCUAGAUAGUUCUGUGAAGCUAAGAGGGUUUUAUGAAGGAUACGUCAACUUAUAUUUACCUUAGCACAAGCAAUUCUGCUAAAUAAAACAAAUGUAAUCCUUGAAUAUAUUAUGCACAUGGCUGUUUUUUCUUUUUUCUCUUUUCAAAGUUAUUGGGAUGGGGUUACAAGUUUGUUGAGCCACACAGGAAUCUAUUUUAAUACAGGUGCAAUAGGGUUUAACUUGAAUCUGUAACAAGAUGAAGGAAGAUGUGAAGUUUGCAUUUUGCUGAUAAUUGUUUAAAACUGUAUUCUCUUUUCAAUAAAUUCUAUUUUCCAUGGUUAAAUACA